Papilio polytes (common Mormon) is the source of this 368-nucleotide messenger RNA. RefSeq names its product zinc finger RNA-binding protein-like (gene Zn72D). Bases 120 to 353 code for a protein of 77 amino acids. NCBI's taxonomy places the organism in Eukaryota, Metazoa, Arthropoda, Insecta, Lepidoptera, Papilionidae. The transcript is spliced from 2 exons. The record is from RefSeq and is a predicted model, not a curated record.
AGUCUAUGUCAGUGGCCGCCAUAUUAAUUUAAUCACAGACAAAACGCCGGCCUUUUUUUAUUUCCUCUUUUGUGUCUGCCGUGAAGCGUUCAUAUUGUUUCUAUACAGAAAAUUGGUAAAUGAUGGCAGCAAAUAAUUAUUUUGGGUUCACCCACGGGGGAACCCAAUACGGCGCGGCAACAGCGUCGGCAGCGUACGGCGGUCAGACUGGGUACGCCGUAGCGCCAGCCGCCACAGCCGCCACUUACGGCACCCAGCGCGCCGCGGCCACGGGCUAUGACACUGCAUACCAGGCCGCAGCUGCCACACAAGGUAUGAACAAGAUCCGCAUUGUUUACUCAAAUCCUCGUUAACGUUUUAUCUAAUUU